UUCCACAGAGGAGAGGAGCGCAGCCGCGCGCGCGCUGGAAGCUGGAACAUCACGAGGAGGAGCGGAGAUGCUGCUCGCUGCUGGCUGGGAGAGCUGAGCCCACUGCUGCGAGACAACAAGCCUCUGACAAGAGGGGAAAAAAAGUCUCCAAGCACCGAAGAAGACAAAAAGGAUGACUUCUCUGCUCCAGCUCCCAGUCGUCACAGCGCCUGCGRUGCGUUUGGAUUAAGUUUCAGCUCCAGAUUUGGAGGAAUCCUGAGAAAUGAGGACAAGUGUCUGCUACCGUGGAUGAUGAUGAUGAUGAUGUCCCACAAUGAGCGCAGAUCUUCCAAAUUCUCUGCAAGUCCCCCGACCAACGGUCCGGAGUCAUCUCACCAUCAGAGUGCAGUCAAAACUGAUGUCAAAGUCUGGUCCCUCUGUCCAUGGUCCAAAACCUCUUGACACCCCCAAGCCCAGACCUCUGUCUCAGCCUGACCCACAGGAAGAGCCCUGCCAUCAGCACAGGCUGAGUAACGGGGAAUUGUCUCACUCUGAUGAGGAGACAGGUGAUCWCCUUGAAAUGGCUGAGGAGAAUCACAACAAAGAGGAGAAAAAAGAAGAACAGGGUGGGGUUAGUGACAACGGCACAGGAGGGAAUGACAAAGAGGACACAGCAGGGGGAGAACCGGUGGUGGGAGCAGAAAAAGAAGCAGCAACGUUGGAUAACGAUGGUGAUGCAGACAGUGUAGGCUCGGAGGACACCAUCAAAGCUGACGGUUCAGUUGACAUUACAGAGGAUGAAGACACUGAAAAUGACUUGAUCCAGCCUGAAGGCGGAAACCACACUGAUGAUGAGAAUACGUUAGCACGGUCUUCAUGUGAAACAGAGUAUGAAGCARAGCAGGAGGAGGAGAAUGACGGUUGUGGCCCUGCAGACGAAUCAGAUGAACAAGUAGAGGAACAAAACCACAAUCGAACGCUSUCAUUUAGUUAUCCAGGAGAGAAUGAUCCUGAUCUUAACGAAACAAACACAGAGCAAAGUGAAGACUGUUUCCAUUUUAGUUUGCUCACAAAUGAGACAGAGUUGGAAGCAGGCAGAUUCUCUUUUGGAUUCACCGUGCUUCCGACUGUUACUGAGGAGUACCCCUACGAUGUGAUUGGCCCUACAGAUGAUGCUAGUGACACAUGUGAGUCAUGUGGAACAGCUGAAACAGGGGACACUGAGGUCUGGCAACCGGAACGAGCCACCAAAGACCCCUCUGGUUGUUUCCGAUUCACAGCCAGCACCGAGGAUGUGUUUGGGCCUUAUUCUGUCAUUGAGGCUCUUCCAAGAGAUAUGAGCAGCACCGCUGAUCCUGAGUGGAGCCCKGGUGAAGAUGAUGAUGAUCAAUGCUCACCUGCAAACGAAGUUCAAACCCAAGAUGCCUCUGGACAUGAACCUUAUUACGUCUCAUCGGAUGAUGUGGACAAACUUGAAGACAAGCAAGUAGACUCAGACCAGCCCCAUGAUAAGGAGGACGUUGAACAGUCUGAGCAACAAAAAGACAAACCGAAGGACAGUGAGUCUGCAGAUGAGUACGCAGACAUUGACGACACCGUCUGCUCAAAGGCAGAUAACUUGGAGCAGUCUGAAUAUGUCUCAUCAGAAGAUUAUGUUGAGAUAGGUGAYGAGGAAGAGGAGGAGGAGGAGAUAGAAAAGAAACAUAUCAAAGGGAAAAGCGCAAAAGAGAGGACAGCAAAGCGAGAACAGGCUUUUCGCAGCCAGAGACGAAGCUGCCAGCCUCGCCUCAGGUUGUGCACCAUCACAGUGCCAACAGAUCUGGACCUGGGCCGCACCCCGGAGCUCACCAACAGAGUGGUGUUCGCUCACACCACUGAAGCAUUUGAAGAAGACAUUGAAGAACUGGACUGCCACAUUGUGCCUUAUUUUGAAGACACAGACUCGGACAGCAAAGAGCAUGUAUAUGAGGAAGUUGGUUUUGACUCGGAGGGGGAGAACUUUGUGACUYUUGAUCGUAAAACCAUUGUCACACGAUCACGAUCCUAUUCUGGGAAGGUUUCGGGUUAUGUCCCAGAGACUGUACCAGAGGAGACGGGGACAGAGUACCAAACUCAUGACUACUGCACUGUAGAAGUAGAUAAGAAUGGUGAACCCAUGAGUCAAUCACAGCAUCCAGGAGUCAACAGUGUGACUCCAUCUAUGAUGUCCCGUCGUUUCAUCCUGAACUCUCGGUCUGCAGAAAGUCCAGAAUCCUUGACCACACUGUCAGAGAAUGGACAAUCUUUUACAAAUGAGAUCAGGAUAAAAAGGAAGGACGACACUCUUUCCCUUCCAUGUGUCAUAACUUCCUCUGGAAGCUUUUCGCAGCGAAGCCAUCAGUCAUCGAGUGGUGUUUCUACACCAACUUCCAUGGUGGACAUACCACCACCUUUUGACCUAGCGUAUAUCACAAAGAGACCAGUCACCAAAAGUUCCCCAGCCCUUCUAAUCCAUCAUGACCCCACUGAAAUACCUAAAAAGAARAAGUCCUCAUUUAAGCGCUUCCUGGCACUCAAGUUCAAGAAGAAAACGGAUUCAAAGGGUUUCAGUGAUGGAAGUGUUCGCUCUUCACGAUCUUCCUCUGAGUCUAGCCAUCAUGGUGCAAGAGUUGUAGAGCUCGAUCGUAUAAGCACCGGCAGCUCUUCUCAGCUUCAGUCCCGUCUUGUGAACCCCAAACAGCAUCCUGCAGACCUAACAUCUGCCUUUGUCCUCUACAAAGAUCGCCCCAGGAGGAAAGGGGACCCUAAAGCUGAUGGCAGGAGUGUCUCCAGAGUGGAGUCCUUCGAGGAGCGCUCUCGCCGCUCCGUCAGGCCGCUGCCUCUGACCAAACCUCGCUCUAUCUCCUUCCCCAGCGCAGACACUUCAGACUAUGAAAACAUCCCAGCCAUGAGCUCCGACUAUGAGAACAUCCAGAUUCCAGGAAGGCCGGUUCGAUCUCACACGGUUACAGAAUUUUUUGAGAAUCCAACCCGCAUAACAGUAACCUGUAACGAGAACGAUGGCUAYGUGGAUAUGAACAGUUUCCCUGGGAUUGACAGCAAACUUCAGACACUGUCAUCAAAAACAGACAAUGAAAGUGCCUACACAGAGCCUUUCCCAGUGAACACGGUCUCUGAUGGGCAGUCAGCUGAUGAAGACCACGGACGAACGUCAGAGGAGGAAGAUGGCGUCAUGGAGCAAAGCUUUGACCGACAGAUUGAUGGUCGAUCCCGAGCGUUUUACAUCGCCAAGGAGCUUGUCGACUCAGAGAGACUACACGUCGCUGCCCUCAAACACAUUCAGGAGGACUUUAGGUCGGCGGUGACGGAGGCGGUGGAGGAAGACGGGGAGCCGGUGCUGGAUGAGCAGAGGCUGGGGGAGAUACUGGGCGUGCUCCCGCAGGCCUACGACCUCCACAGCAGCAUCUUAGCUGAGCUGGAGGAGCGGAUUAGCAACUGGGAGGAGAACCAGAAGAUGGUGGAUGUGAUCUUAAGCCGCCGGGAGGAUUUUGGGGUGUUUGACACUUACAUCUCGGAGUACGAUCGCAGCAUGUCGUUACUGGAGGAGAGCUGCAGAAACAACCCCACCUUCGCCGGCAUCGUCAAGAAAUUUGAGAAAAAAGACCCAGAAGAAGUUCCAAUGAACCAUCAGCUGCUGCAGGUUGUUGUCAGAGUCCUUCAGUAUCGAAUGCUGCUCACAGAUUACCUGAACAACCUCUCUCCUGAUUCAAAAGAAUACGAGGACACUCAGGCUGCGCAGGUGAUUGUGUCUGAGGUAGCAGACCAGGCCAAUGACAACUUGAAACAAGGGGAGAACUUGUUGCGUCUGGUCCACAUAGAGUACAGCAUAAAGGGGAAGAGGGACGUUCUGAAGCCGGGAAGGAUAUUUGUCAAAGAGGGCACUCUGAUGAAGGUCUCGAGGAAGAGUCGGCAGCCGAGACACCUGUUCCUGAUGAACGACAUCAUGCUGUACACCUACCCUCAGCAGGAUGGGAAAUACAGACUAAAGAACACCCUGUCUUUGUCAGGGAUGAAGGUGAGCAAACCGAUCCUGGACAACGUUCUGAACUGUCUCAAGAUUGAGGUGUCUGACAUCACCAUCACCCUGUCUGCCAGUUCCGUAGGAGAACGGGAGGACUGGUUCCACACCUUAAGUCGAGCCAUCGCGGACCACGCUGCCGGUCUCUGCACAUUUGGUGGACCCUGCAGUGAGGCCCGAGAGAAGCUGUGGAUGGCCCUGGGUGAAGCUGCUCCAGAGCUGGUGCCAGUUUCUCAAGUGAUGAUGUGCAUGAACUGCACCGCUGACUUCAGCCUCACGCUCAGACGACACCACUGUAACGCCUGUGGAAAGGUGGUGUGUCGAGCUUGCUCCAGGAACAGAUACCCUUUGAAGUACCUCAAAGACAGAGUGGCUAAAGUGUGUGAUCACUGCUCUGCUGAGCUCAGGAAAAGAGGUGGCAGCAUAUCAGGAGCAUGUGGUAACGCUAGCCCUCGGUCUCACCGGGCCAGCCGUCCCCUCUCCGCUGUCUUUCAAAGCCUGCAACCCCCCAGUUUGUGGAAGUCCAGAAAGAGCACCUCCAACCUCAGCCAGGUGUCACUCGGUGUAGAUGGCUCCACCAUGAGCGGAAGCCUGCAACGCCGGAAGAAGAGCAAACGGAAAUGGAAGAGAUUGUGGUUCCUCCUCAAAGACAAGGUGCUCUACACCUUCUCAGCCCGUGAGGACAAAGUGGCUUCGGAAAGUCUGCCUCUGCAGGGCUUCACGGUGAAGCUGACKGACAGGUCGGAGGGAGAGGAGACCAGUAACGUGUUUCAUUUGUACCACAAGAAAACGCUCUACUACACCUUCAGAGCGGAUGAUCAACACACCGCACGCAGAUGGGUGAACGCCAUGGAAGAGGCUACAGUUUUAUAGCACCUGCUUGGUUCAGUGAACAAGGUCUGCUGUCUGCGGCUACUAGAACUCCUCUGAGGAGCACAACCAAACUACCUGCUUCCACUGAACACAGGAACAAAAUCACCACAUCCUUCCUGUACAGGCAAAUCACAUGACAUUCAAACCACCAGUGAAUUUUAGACAACACUGCCACCCCGAGGCAGCUGAAAGAAUGAACCACACACUGAAGUUCACAAGAGCCUUCACUUUUCAGGAGCAACGUCAGACAUCUGUGAGCCUGAAACAGAUGUUCAUUUUCUCCGUUUCUCCUUUUUUAUUUGCUUUUGUUUUCAAAUCUCUUACUGCUAAAGUCCACUGUACAGCUGCUUGAACUUUAUUACACUCUUAGGUGAGAGAUUUAUUCAAAAUGGCACCAAAUGUGUGAUCAACAAAUGAAAAUAAGGUGUAACAAACGUGCUCACAAAUAUGUGCGUGGCAUAUUUGUAACAUUAAAGUGAUCAUUUUUAUCUUUU
Austrofundulus limnaeus is the source of this 5403-nucleotide messenger RNA. It is a transcript of the gene fgd5a, whose product is annotated as FYVE, RhoGEF and PH domain containing 5a. The record is from RefSeq and is a predicted model, not a curated record. Lineage: Eukaryota; Metazoa; Chordata; Actinopteri; Cyprinodontiformes; Rivulidae. Gene Ontology annotation, cellular component: cytoplasm. Bases 314 to 4909 code for a protein of 1531 amino acids. The transcript has 21 exons. Gene Ontology annotation, molecular function: guanyl-nucleotide exchange factor activity; metal ion binding.